UAAAAAUGCGUCUUACGGUGCUGUUGCUAUGUAUUUUAAGUGGCUGUUUUGCCCAAUUUAUUAAUUAUGACGGUUCUAAGCUGUAUCAACUGAUUCCUGAAAAUGAAGAACAUUUGGAAUUUUUGGAUUUUAUUCAAAAUAGUGAAAGAUACGAUUUUUGGUCGGAGACUCGUUCCUUAAAUAUUCCUGCUGUUGUUAUGGUAAAAGGUGCCGCCUUGGAAAAUUUCUGGGAAGCCUUAACUAGCAGAGGAAUUAAGUUCAAACUGUUAAUGAAUAAUGUACAAAGAUCCAUUGAUAAUGAAAAAAUUAGACAAAAAUCUUCCAAACCAGUUGGAGAAGGUCAAAUCAGUUUUACACAAUACCAUCGUUAUGAUGAAAUUGUCAGCUACUUACAAAGAUUAGCAGUAGAUUAUCCAGAAAAGGUUGUGCUUGAAGAAUUUGGUACCUCUUACGAGGGUAGACCCUUGUACGUUAUUAAAAUUGGAAGUGGGCCAUCUUCAAAUCCCGCCGUGUUAAUUGAUGGAGGCAUUCAUGCUCGUGAAUGGAUUUCCCCAGCUGUUACUUUAUACACCAUUAAACAAUUAGUUGAAAAUGAAAGUAAUGCUGACAUGAUUGCUAAUGUUAAUUGGGUUAUUGUUGUUGUUUUAAAUCCAGAUGGUUAUGAAUAUACUCAUACAACUAAUCGAUUGUGGAGAAAAACAAGACGUCCCGGUGUUCAAUGUAUUGGCGUUGAUAUGAACAGAAACUUUGAUUUCCAUUGGAUGGGCCCAGGUACAAGUGCUAACGAAUGUUCUGAAACCUUCGCCGGACCUUACGCCUUUUCGGAACCUGAAGCACAAUCGUUCGCAAAGUUAGCUCAAAGCAUGGAUAACAUCUUCUUAUAUUUAGGGGUUCAUAGUUAUGGUCAAUGGUUAUUGUAUCCAUGGGGAUUCACUACAGAUCUUCCUGAAAACGCCGAUGAACUUCAAGAAGUAGGUGAAAGAGUUGCUGCUGCUAUAAAAUCUAUAAAUGGAACUGUUUAUGUAACUGGAACAUCUCCCAAUUUAACUUAUUACGUUUCCGGAACAACUAAAGAUUGGGCAAUGGGAGUUGCAGGAGCUAGAUUAAGUUAUACAAUUGAGUUACCAGGUGGAGGAAAUGCCGGGUUUGAUUUGCCUGCGGAAAAGAUUAUGUCAGUAUGCGAGGAAACUUGGCCUGGUAUUAUUGAAUUUUAUAACUAUAUUGUUGAAAAUACCAAACGUAUGUAAAAUACAAUAAAAUUAUAAUAUUUUCA
Onthophagus taurus is the source of this 1273-nucleotide messenger RNA. Its product is annotated as carboxypeptidase B-like. Lineage: Eukaryota; Metazoa; Arthropoda; Insecta; Coleoptera; Scarabaeidae. Gene Ontology annotation, molecular function: zinc ion binding; metallocarboxypeptidase activity. The record is from RefSeq and is a predicted model, not a curated record. Gene Ontology annotation, biological process: proteolysis.